Molecule: messenger RNA, 399 nt
Organism: Pelobates cultripes (western spadefoot toad)
Lineage: Eukaryota; Metazoa; Chordata; Amphibia; Anura; Pelobatidae
Source: the annotation of a GenBank genome assembly
AUGGAUACCAAGCUUCAAAUUGAAACUGACCGGGAACCCGCACCUGUGCUAGGAGGUCUACUUGCCAUCCUGCCGUGGACAGUAUGGACUCCCCAGCUCACUCACCUCCUACCCCUUCUGGACCGGCGGGGCAAAUCCCAGUCCUUACGGUGUGCCUGGAGCAAUCAGCCUGCAUCAAUCUUUGCAGCAGCGACAAGGCGUUGUUGCCCUCCACACGGUGAACCUAAGAUGUCGGCUGACCGUACACCACUGACGCAAAAUCUGCUCCCACAUCAAAAGCCCAACCAUGACACCAUGUUGCGCCUGGAUGAAAUAUUUAGAUGCUUCUGGGACAAAUUAUGGGAAGCAGCACAGACCGCACAGAGAACCCCACAGCUAACGGAUGAGCGGGGCUGCUAG